Rotaria sp. Silwood2 is the source of this 103-nucleotide messenger RNA. The record is from the annotation of a GenBank genome assembly. NCBI's taxonomy places the organism in Eukaryota, Metazoa, Rotifera, Eurotatoria, Philodinida, Philodinidae.
AUGAUUUUGGCUAUUUAUAUUGAACGUAUUAAUCCAGGUGAAUUCUGUAUAUCACAACCAUGGAGUUAUUUAUGUAAAAAAGGUUAUUGGAAAUCACGACGCG